AUGACUCACCCUGAAGUUCAAUCACCAGUAACUCACGUCAGCAAUAACGCAGACACCUCACAACCAGCAACUAAUAAUCGAAUGUCCGAAACUCAAACAACAACUACACAUUCUGAAAAUAUAAAUUCAAGCUCUACUGGCGAUUCAACGACGUCGUCUUCCUUACCUUCAAAUACCUCUCAGCUUGACACUUCUUUAGUCGAGACAAAUAACCCCGAGUUAGGGAAUAAGAUCAGUUUGACUUUACUAUUGGUUUCAGGAAAGCGACACACCUUCUUUUUUGACCCUAGUUAUACUGUCGCCAUGGUUAAAAAACAUGUCUUUACUGAUUGGCCUGAAGAAUCCGUUCCAUCUGUUUCAUGUCUGAAGAUUGUCUAUCUUGGUCGAGUUUUGGAUGAUGGAACUACACUUGAAG
Racocetra fulgida is the source of this 415-nucleotide messenger RNA. Lineage: Eukaryota; Fungi; Glomeromycota; Glomeromycetes; Diversisporales; Gigasporaceae. The record is from the annotation of a GenBank genome assembly.